Rotaria sordida is the source of this 369-nucleotide messenger RNA. The record is from the annotation of a GenBank genome assembly. NCBI's taxonomy places the organism in Eukaryota, Metazoa, Rotifera, Eurotatoria, Philodinida, Philodinidae.
AUGAAUGAACCAGCAUAUUUCAAAAGUGGAGAUUGGACAAGUCGAUAUCAUCAAUAUGGUCGUUGGCAUGGACCUCAUCAAAUAUCACUCAUGUUUGAUUCGUAUGCAAGUAGAGUGACUGGACAUGGAUACGACGAUGUUGGUCCAUUCACUAUUAGUGGGACAUUUUCUGUAGAAAAUCAGCAGAUAGCGUUGAACAAAAAUUAUCAACCAGGUGCUGGUGACCUUAAAGAAAACUUCGGACAUACAGUAACUAUACAAUUGACGUGGAAUCAAAAUCAUGCACAAUUCGAAGGCAAAUGGCGUGUGGAAACUAAUAGCUAUCGUGGUGAAGACAAAUUCGAACUAAAACUUGGAAAGUCUUCGUAA